This is a messenger RNA of Paramecium octaurelia, 1977 nucleotides long. Lineage: Eukaryota; Ciliophora; Oligohymenophorea; Peniculida; Parameciidae. The record is from the annotation of a GenBank genome assembly.
AUGAAUUAACUUGCAGGUAACAACCCUGAAUCAGACUAAGGUGCUAUUGAAGUUGCCUUCCCAGGAGAAUACAGAAAUUUCGCUCCUAUUGGAAGAGGUUCCUAUGCAAAAGUGUAUAGAGCAGAGACAGAAAAAGGAGAAUUGGUGGCUAUAAAGGUAGAUAAUUUAAAAAUCUAUAUAGGUGAUUGAUUUGAGAAAUAUGCAAAAGGAGAUCAUACCUUAUAUGUAAAAUGAGAUGAAAUUAUUAUCAGAGAGUGACAAUAGAAAUGUUAUUAGAUUGUUUAAGAGUAAUCAAACUAGUUCCAAAUUAAUUUUGAUUCUGGAGGUAAUUAAUAACUCAAAUUUUAGUACUGUUACUUAGAUGUUGAAUUUAUGGUGAAAAGAUUUUAUAAAGGAAAAUUGCCAGAUGAAUUGGUUUUGAUCAUAUUGAGAUAGCUUGCAAAUGGAUUAUCCUAUUUGCAUAGGAAUAAAAUUAUUCACAGAGAUCUGAAAUUAGAAAACUUCGCUGUGUAAUUGAGCUAAGAAGACUAGAAUGCCUUAUAGACAAGAAAUGAUACCAGUGUAUUUGAAAGAGCAACCUAUAAAUUGAUUGAUUUAGGGUUGGCCAAGAAGCUAGGAGAUCUUUAGAGUUAAACAAGCACUUGGGCAGGAACAGAACUAAAUAUGGGUAUCUAACAACAUAAUAAAUUAAGCUCCUGAAAUUUUAAAUGAACAAAAGUAUUCAUUCUAAGCCGAUAUGUACAGUCUUGGAGUCUGUCUAUACUACAUGUUAGUAGGUAAAUAUCCCUAUUUCGAUCCAACAAAUAGAACUCCACUAUAAGACUUAAUUAAAAAGGAGAAUGCCGAUUUAAAUUUGAUUGCUAAUCUUUAAUUGAGAGAAUUGAUAAGAAAAAUGCUUAAAUAUGAUCCAAAACAAAGACUUACAUUUUAAGAAUUAUAUCAACAUGAAUUUUUCAAGUAUAGAGAAGGGGAUUUAUCCAAUCCAAUUGAUUUAGAACUAAAUUAAAAUUAAGUCAUUUAUUCUGGAAAAAUAGAAGAAUCCGUUUUAGAAUAUGAACAAUAAUAAAAUAAAAGUCAAGUAAUUCAAAAAGAGGAUGAAUAUAACUCCCUAAAUUAAUAAAACUUGUAUCAAGAUGAAUCUCACCAAUUCGUAUAACCUUAAGUACCACAAUAAGAUUAAGGAUAAUCAAAUGAGUUUUCUGGUCCGGAUAUAAAGAACAUUUUUCCAUCCAGCAAGUUUGAUCCUUAAAAAAAACAAAAUGAUCAAAUCAUGCAACUAUACCAUAUAAGAAAUUAAUAUAUAGCAAUUUUGAAAUUGGCUGAAUAUCUUUAACAAAUAAUACCUUUAGUUAAAAGCUCUAAGCUUAAUUUCAUGACUAUGGAAUCAAAGUUUUCAAUGUAUAUAGAAUAUCUAAAGAUGGUUGCUAAAUAAUUAUUCUUAAAGUUAUAAUAAAGAUUCAAUUUCUUUUAAGCAACUUUAGGCUCAUAUGAUAGAUUUUAGUUAUUGAAAAAGUAAGUACAACAAGAAGAUCAGCCAAAACUUCAAGAGGUUAAAGUUAGAGAAGGGGAUGCUUAGGGAUGGAUGUCAUGGGUAAACAAAACUGUAUUGAAGAAAAUUAAUUGUGAACCUCAUGAUUCAGCCAACUUUAAUUAUUAAUACUAACAAAUCAAUAUUGAAUUGUAUAAAGAAUUGCUUAAGAUGUUGCAAGAUACUUUUUAUUAGUAUUUGGACGAUUCUGAUCCUAAAUUAAAAAGAAUUAAAUGUUUACUCUACUUAUCCAUGAUAAAUACUGCUAGAUCUAGAGUGUUAUUCUAAGUGGAACUUUAAAAUGUAGAUUAUAAAGCAGAAGAACUCCUAUUAACAAAGGCUCGUGAUGAACCAGAUAUUCUUUCAGAAAAAGUAACUGCAAUCUUAGCUUAAUUUAGCUUAUAAUAUAACUGAGAUUUUAUAAUAAUUAAGUUUGCACAAAGAAUUUU